UUGAAUAGAGUCCAGUUACGCCCAUGUCGGUGAGGGACUUGGAUCCGCUUUUACCUAAGGCACGUUGUAAUACACAGAAUAGGAUCAAGCGUAAAUAAUGCACGAUUGCACUUCCUACUGCAUGUGCGAUAUUAUAUUAUAAUCUAACUUUGGACGGAUCACUAUUUAUUAUAAAUAUAUAAUAACACGGCCAUUCAAUCGCGGUCAGCAAAGAGCGUGUAGUGUGGCCCUCAAAAAUAUGGUAACAAAAACGCGAGGUUCGUCGCAUGAGCAAGGAAUGUCUCGUAGUAAUAUAGUAAUUUGUUUAUCGUUAAUGUAACCACUAAACAAUGUUUAAAUAAUUAAAUGUAAUAUGUUGUACGUAACAAUAUGUAUCGUGAUCCGCUGGCAGAUAUUAGGCUGACACCCUCGAAUAAAACAAAACGCCCGGGAUACAUCAGUAGAAUAUAUAUUAUAUAUUAUAUAUCGUAUGACAUUCAACAAUUCAGGCAAUGGUCGGAUCGGCAAGCUGCCGAGGAAAUCUCGGUGGGCCACUCAAAAUACGGGCCAGUUAUGAGUAUUAAAUGGUAACUUUUUCUUUUUAUGAUAAUGAGAAAUGAGUACAAACAUGAGUAUAGAAAUGUAUAAAUUAAUGAAACUUAGUGGGCCGAUACCAUAUUACCAUGACUAUCCUGUUACACCGUCACCGACUCGACAAAGGACGAAAACGCAACACGACAGUAGUAUACUAGUAUACCACUAAACCAUGUGGUAUACAGGAUGCGUGGACGGAAAAGGGCGGAUACAUACGGGACGCAAACAAACGUGACAUACCACAUACAAGCUGAUAAAAUGUAUAAAUUCGGCGGGAGCACUACAGUGACGCUCAAGGCGGAAUGUGCCACAACAAAAUACGAAUGUACAUUGAAAUUAAGAUGACACUUACAACUAAGGCGGACAUGUAACAAAAACUGUCAUACACCGUCAGCGUAAUUAAUAAAAUAAUUCUUGAUGCUAUAAAAAAACGGCUGUCGCGACAUAGUGACAUGGCUGGCAUUUGGACGCACACUUGGUCAAAGCAGAAGACGGGAUAUGACAUGUGAAUAUAUUAUUAUUAUGUAGAUGUCGUUGAUAAUGACAUUUUGGCCAGAUGCAACGGCGCGGGUUCGUUUUAGUUCAAAUCCACGAUGACGGGUGUAUCACCAGCUGAAGUCAUAUGCACUACAAUACCUGCGGUGAAAUCACGACUUUCCAACUUGAUUUUUAUCGGGCCUGCAUAUUUUAGCUCAUUAAAAACUAUUGAUGCAUCCAGUUGGCGGGGGACAGUGACCGAAUCUUGAAUUCGGACAAAAUAUUAUUGUGAAUCCAUUGCGAUAUUCUUUAUGGGCAUGUACCUAUGUUAAUGUAUUAUAAGAGCAUUGGGGUUUAAACUGUAGAAUAGAAUACAUUAUUCCACAGUGUUCGUUGUAACAAUAAUACUAAAAUAAUAUGAUUUAAUGUAGAAGGAUUGUAUUUUGAUCAUUCAAAUUGGGUUUAUCUUUUUGUGUGAACAACAAUCUAUGCGUUUAUGCAAAAAAAAUUUGAAAUUUUUAAUAUUUUUUUUCACUUUUGAAUUGCGGUGACAUUAAUGUUUAUAUUAGCACUGUACUAUCCAUUGAGGGUUCCGACACACUUUAAGACUGAAUCAUUCGACCCACCGUACCACCAAGUUGGUGGCACCAACACGUUCUUUUGUUCUGCGAUAUUUACGCUUGGUAGCUUGUGCUUAUGGUCGGCGGGCGAUGGUUUCAAAUGUUUCCGGUAUAAUAUAGGUAUAGCCAUCUGGGCCCUAGGUAAAUACAAUUUUUCUAUUAGAAACUAUAACAACCAAUAUGUAAUUUAUCACUGUAAAAGUUAUUUAUAUUAAUUGUAUUAAAUUUUGUUUUAAUUUGUAUUUGUUUAGCUGUUUUACUUGAUAUUUGAUUGAUUGCCUACAACAUGAGUCUCAUUAAUUCAUCUUUAUUUGAUAGUCAUCUAUCUACAUUAGUUUUCGAUGAAAUUAAACUUAAAAACAAUGUUAACGGAUACAUCGAGCGUAUGAAAAUGUCUGAAUGGUCAAAUAAUUUUAAUCGUAUUUUUGUUAGUCCAGGAAACUCAUUUAAUAUAAAAUAUUUCAUAAAGUUUUUAUCAUCAAAGUUGGCUAAAAAUAAUCGGAUGUCUCGAUCAAAUGGCCUCUUAUCCAAUUCGAAUAAAGAAAAUGAUCAACUAAUAUCACAAAAACGGCAAUCUGAUGUCAUAGGGCCUCAACAGCCUGCCAUUAUAAAUGAAUUAAAAGUGGGAAAAAAUGACGAGUUUGUUGAUGAUAUUAUUGAUAGGCUAACAGGAAAAGAAUUUUUGAGAUUAUUGAACAUAGAACCAAAAAAACGGUUGGAAACAAUAAUAUAUAACUAUAGUGUGUUCAAUAAAACUUUAGAAGACGACGUAUCGUUUGAAAAAUUAGACAAAUUAAGCAAUGACGAUAUAAAAGCAGAAGUUCCAUAUGAAAUAUACAUCGAAGCAGUAGAUGAUGAAUCAUUCAAAUUGAAAUUAAAAGAAAUUGUGAAGACAAUAAUCAUUUGGACUGGACUUACAUAUGGGUUUGAACAAAAUUUGUUAAAAUUCGCGUUUGACUCAGCUUGUAAAACUUCCGAUGUAUUUCCAAUACCAAAUAGCCAAAACCACGUACCUGUAAUACACGUUGUAAACUUGGCCAGGCUCAUACAUAAAAUAAUAUCCGAAAAUCAGGCACUAGAGUAUCAUUAUAUUUUUGCCGUUGAAAGUCCAAUACAUACAUUAAAACAAAUCAUCACUGUAAGCAUCUAAUUAUAACUCAGGUUUAAUAAAUAAGAGUUUUUACCUAUUGAAAAAUGUUUUUCUAGGCUCUCGCUAACUCUUGCAAUGUGGCUAUUCCGAUGGUUGUGUCAUUAAAUACAUUUCUAAAUAAAUAUGAACUUAAGGUGAGCAAAAAAUUCAGAUUGUAAAUCAGCACUUAUAAAAGUUAAAUUUCGAAACGAUCAUAUGAUAAUAUAUCAUAUAGGGCAUACAUAAACAAAUUAUAUCAGCUGAUAUUAAAGUCAAUUCGAGGAUUAACCGAUUGUGGCCUAAUUUCGAAUGGUACAAUAAUAACUCAUCAAUGCUGAAUUCAAUGAAAUAUUUAGUUGAAGAGUACAAAAGAGCUCAUAACAUUAAAGUGAAAAUUUUUUUUAAAGCAUUAUUUUGAAUGCAUAUUUUGUAGUGUACUAAAUAGAGAUAUAGGUAGGUACCCACGUGUAUUUAUUUUGUAUAGAGUAUUAAGUUCAUUAUACUGGGUCCACCGGCUUCUGGUAAGACCAAACUCGCACUUCAACUUGCCCAGUAUUAUGGUUUAAUUUACUUGGAACCAAAAAAGAUAACUCAAGAACAUAUCAAUGGAAUC
Messenger RNA from Myzus persicae (green peach aphid), 3412 nucleotides. RefSeq lists its product as uncharacterized. The transcript has 5 exons. Bases 1957 to 2820 code for a protein of 287 amino acids. NCBI's taxonomy places the organism in Eukaryota, Metazoa, Arthropoda, Insecta, Hemiptera, Aphididae. The record is from RefSeq and is a predicted model, not a curated record.